This is a messenger RNA of Impatiens glandulifera, 473 nucleotides long. RefSeq names its product auxin-responsive protein SAUR50-like. The record is from RefSeq and is a predicted model, not a curated record. Lineage: Eukaryota; Viridiplantae; Streptophyta; Magnoliopsida; Ericales; Balsaminaceae. Gene Ontology annotation, biological process: response to auxin. Bases 52 to 375 code for a protein of 107 amino acids. The transcript has a single exon.
CACACCACCUUCCACAUCUCUCUCUCUUUUCUAUAUAAAGUUUUACAAAUCAUGGAUUUGAAGAAACUAAACAGGAACCAACAAAGGCCGGCGGGGACAGGACUUAAACAAAUGAUCUCGAGUUUAAUUGGGAAGACUAACAUGAGUAGCGGCGGCGGCGGCAAACUUCCCGGCGACAUUCCGAGAGGGCAUUUUGCUGUGUAUGUAGGAGAGAAAAGGAGGAGAUACAUUGUGCCCAUAUCCUGGUUGAGUCAUCCACUGUUUAAAACCCUACUAGAAAGAGCUGAAGAAGAAUUUGGUUUUAGCCAUGAUAUGGGUCUCACCAUUCCGUGUGAAGAAGUCGUUUUCCAGUCAUUAAUGUCUGCGAUCAGAUAGUGUAUGUCAUUAAUUCAUCAACAUAUAUAUAUAAACAAUUAAUGUACAUCAAUCAUCAUCUCCUUGGAUCUUGCAUGCUAAUUUUAAUUAAUUAAUUU